AUGGAGGCACAAUCAAUGUUAUUCAUGGCAAAAGACUUAUUGGUGUUAGAUCCAGAUUAUUAUGGGAUGUGGAAGGUGUUGAUGAUGCAUAGAAUUAAAGGAAUUCAUGAAGAUGCAUGGACAGCAGUCGAACUUGGAUGGGAGUCGCCGAAACAGACUGCUGUUGAUUCUGACGGAAAUCAGGUGGUUGUUCUAAAACCCAACACAGAGUGGUCAAAAUCUGACAAAGCUUUGUCCAGAUUGAAUUCUCUGGCACUUUCAGCAAUAUUUGGUGGCGUUCGCAGGGAUCAGUUCUCAUUGAUUCAAGGUUGUACAUCUGCUAAAGAGGCUUGGGAGAUUCUGCAAACUAUCUUUGAAGGUACAACAAGUGUGAAACGCACAAGGUUAGAUAUUCUUGCUUCUGAGUUUGAGAACCUAAGGAUGUAUGAGUUCGAGAACAUUACUGCUUUUAGUGGUAGAAUUUAUGCUAUUGCGAAUGAAGCUAGAGCUCUUGGAAAGAAUUACAAAAACAGGAAGUUGGUCAAGAAACUGUGGAGGGGUUUAGCUCAUAGAUAUCAUCCUGUGAAAAUUGCGAUGGAUGUUGCUCUUGAUAUAGACAAUAUGUCUUUUCAGGAGGUAACAAGUAGAUUGCUAAACUAUGAGUUGCAAUACUUAUCGUCUGAUGUAGGUAAGAACACACAAGGAAUUGAUGUUUUCUCAGUUUGUGAUAGUGAAGAGAACACAAUGGCUAGUAAAACAGGAGAACUUAAGAGUUUUGUGGUGCAUAAAAGACGCAAGAGUUUGAAGAUUAUAGGAGAACAGAAAAGGAAUAAGGUUCAGUGUCAUGGUUGUCAGGGCUGUGGUCAUUUUAAAUCAGAUUGUCCUUCAGUGAGGAAGAAAGGGUUCAAGAGUCUGCAUUCGCCAAAAAGGAAUAAAAACACACAAAAGCCUCAAACAAACAAGUCAAAGUUUGUUGCACUUUGUUGCUCAACGAAACUUGCUGCUGAUAAGUUGGAACUGAAGUCUGAUAAUGGAACAAUUUGUUAUACGGAUCAGGACUCUAAGCCAGCAGAAGAAGAACUUAAAUUGUUGUUGAAUGAUCAAAUCAACAUUCUGAGGAAAUAUCUGAUACAAAGGGAAAAGGAAAAUCAGAGGCUUGUCACAGAGAAGAAUGAUUUGUUAAGUAAAAUUUCAAAUCUGGAAGAAGAUCUAGUUCUGGAGAAAGUAAAGUCUUGUGAUUUAGAAAAACGUUUAAAAGAUCAGUUAAGAAGCAUCAAGAUGUUGAGCAGUGGAACAAAGGAUCUUGACAAGAUUCUGACAACUGGUAUAACAUGUAAUGUCAUAUGGGGUUUGGGUUACCAUGGAAGUGAUUCUGGUGCAACUACUCAGUUUGUUAAAGGAUAA
Molecule: messenger RNA, 1383 nt
Organism: Camelina sativa (false flax)
Lineage: Eukaryota; Viridiplantae; Streptophyta; Magnoliopsida; Brassicales; Brassicaceae
Source: RefSeq, a predicted model, not a curated record